UCCCCUGUUCGAGGUAAUGUUUGCUCCCUCUGCAUACAGUGGCAGUGGCCCGGGGAAAUCAUUAACCUCAGUGGACUGUCUUGCUGGUGGAUGCCUCUGCUCCCCUUUAAGUCAACGUCUGGGGCUGGGGCACAGUUUUCCAGGUGCUGUGGGCCAGUCCCAACAUGGACCAUAAGGAAGUAAUCCUUCUAUUUCUCUUGUUUCUGAAAUCAGGACAAGGGGACUCCCUGGACAGUUACGUAAGCACGCAAGGGGCUUCACUGUUUAGUCUCACCAAGAAGCAGCUAGGGGCAGGAAGCAUAGCAGACUGUGCAGCCAAAUGUGAAGAAGAAACAGACUUCGUCUGCAGGUCAUUCCAGUACCACAGCAAAGAGCAGCAGUGCGUGGUCAUGGCCGAGAACAGCAAGACUUCCUCCAUCAUCCGCAUGAGGGACGUCAUCUUAUUUGAAAAGAGAGUGUAUCUGUCAGAGUGUAAGACUGGCAAUGGGAGAAGGUACAGAGGGACAAUGUCCAAGACAAAAAGCGGUGUUACCUGUCAAAAGUGGAGUGCCACGUCCCCCCACAGACCCAACUAUUCCCCUAACACCCACCCCUCUGAGGGACUGGAGGAGAAUUACUGCAGGAACCCAGACAAUGAUGAUAAAGGGCCCUGGUGCUACACGAUGGACCCAGACAAGAGAUAUGACUACUGCGACAUCCCUGAAUGCGAAGAGGAAUGUAUGCACUGCAAUGGAGAACAUUAUGAAGGGAAAAUCUCCAAGACUGUGUCCGGACUUGACUGCCAGGCCUGGGACUCGCAGAGCCCACACGCUCACGGCUACCUCCCUUCCAAAUUUCCAAGCAAAAACCUGAAGGUGAAUUACUGCCGCAACCCUGAUGGGGAGCUUCGCCCCUGGUGCUUCACCACGGACCCCAACAAACGCUGGGAAUACUGUGACAUCCCCCGCUGCACAACACCCCCACCCCAACCUGGUCCAACCUACCAAUGUCUGAAGGGAAGAGGUGAAAACUACCGAGGGACUAUGUCUGUCACUGUGUCUGGGAAAACCUGUCAGCGCUGGAGUGAGCAAACCCCUCAAAAGCACAACAGGACGCCAGAAAACUUCCCCUGCAAAAACUUGGAAGAAAACUACUGUCGGAACCCUGAUGGAGAAACCGCUCCCUGGUGCUACACCACAGACAGCCAGCUGAGGUGGGAGUAUUGUGAGAUUCCGUCCUGUGAUGCCUCUGCGUCGUCGUCAGACCUUUCAGAUUCCUCAGUUCUACCAGAGCAGACGCCUGUGGUCCAGGAAUGCUACCAGGGCAAUGGGCAGAGCUAUCGGGGUACCUCGUCCACCACCAUCACAGGGAAGAAGUGCCAGUCCUGGACAUCCAUGACUCCACACCGGCAUGUGAAGACCCCAGAGAACUUCCCCGAUGCAGGCUUGGAGAUGAAUUACUGUAGAAACCCGGAUGCUGACAAGGGCCCUUGGUGCUACACCACUGACCCGAGCGUCAGGUGGGAAUACUGCAACCUGAAGAGGUGCUCGGAGACAGGAGGGAGUGCUGCAGAAGUGUCCCUGGCCCCCCAAGUUCCCAAUGUGCCGGCUGCCACCUCUGAGCCAGACUGCAUGUUUGGGAUUGGUAAAGACUAUCGGGGCAAAAUUGCCAUCACUGCAGCUGGCACUCCCUGCCAGGGAUGGGCUGCCCAGGAGCCCCACAGGCACAGCAUCUUUACCCCACAGACAAACCCACGGGCAGGUCUGGAAAAUAACUACUGCCGAAACCCAGAUGGGGAUGUGAAUGGUCCUUGGUGCUAUACGACGAACCCCAGAAAACUGUAUGACUAUUGUGAUAUUCCCCUGUGUGCAUCAUCAGCAUCCUUUGAAUGUGGGAAGCCUCGGGUGGAGCCGAAGAAAUGCCCUGGGAGGGUGGUGGGUGGCUGUGUGGCCAAUCCACACUCCUGGCCCUGGCAAAUCAGUCUUAGAACAAGGUUUGGUGGACAGCACUUCUGCGGAGGUACUUUAAUAUCCCCGGAGUGGGUGCUCACUGCUGCUCACUGCUUGGAGAAAUCUUCCAGAGCUGCAUUCUACAAGGUUGUCCUGGGUGCGCACGAAGAAGAUAUCGGUGGGUCAGAUGUUCAGCAAAUAGAAGUAGCCAAGCUGAUCACGGAGCCCACCCGAGCUGACAUUGCUCUGCUGAAGCUAAGACGGCCUGCCGCCAUCACAGACAAAGUCAUUCCAGCCUGUCUGCCGUCUCCAAAUUACGUGGUUGCCGACCGGACACUGUGUUACAUCACUGGCUGGGGAGACACUAAAGGGACUUUUGGUGCUGGCCGACUCAAGGAGGCUCAGCUGCCUGUGAUUGAGAACAAGGUGUGUAACCGCUUUGAGUACCUCAACGGCAGAGUCAGACCCACGGAGCUUUGUGCCGGGCACUUGGCUGGUGGCAUCGACAGCUGCCAGGGUGACAGCGGAGGACCUCUGGUUUGCUUCGAGAAGGACAAGUACAUCUUACAAGGAGUCACUUCUUGGGGUCUUGGCUGUGCUCGCCCCAAUAAGCCCGGUGUCUAUGUUCGUGUUUCACGGUUUGUUACUUGGAUUGAAUCAGUAAUGAGAAAUGAGUAAUUUGGUGGGAGGCUGAGCAAAGCAUCCACUUCCUAAAACUUACUAAAUAUGGGGAGGGGACUUAGGUUGCUUGGAAAUAAUUGACAGUAAUCAAACUAUACCAAACUUCCUGUCACCUCUCAGUACCCCCUCCCCAGCCCCACCCCCUUUUUAUAUGACUGUGGGUAAAAUUUUCCUGUCUGUGGACUUCCACAUUUUGUGAUAAGAGGCCAACACUGCUGUGACAUUUGUUGAAAAUAAACUCUAUACUUACUUUGA
This is a messenger RNA of Acomys russatus (golden spiny mouse), 2864 nucleotides long. RefSeq names its product plasminogen (gene Plg). Gene Ontology annotation, biological process: proteolysis. NCBI's taxonomy places the organism in Eukaryota, Metazoa, Chordata, Mammalia, Rodentia, Muridae. Gene Ontology annotation, molecular function: signaling receptor binding; serine-type endopeptidase activity. The coding region runs from base 165 to 2606 and encodes 813 amino acids. The record is from RefSeq and is a predicted model, not a curated record. The transcript has 19 exons. Gene Ontology annotation, cellular component: extrinsic component of plasma membrane.